UACCGAUAUUUGUUAUGGUAAAGGAAGCGGCUUUCCUGAGAAGUUGGGAAGAAGAGAGUGGUGAGUGAGAGUGAGAAAUCAGAAGAGAGAGAGAGAGAGAUGGAGGUUGGAUUCUUAGGUUUGGGGAUAAUGGGCAAGGCUAUGGCAACCAACUUGCUACGCCAUGGCUUCAAAGUCACUGUUUGGAACAGAACCCUCUCCAAGUGUGAAGAACUUGUGCAACAUGGUGCUUCUGUUGGAGAAACGCCAGCUACUGUAGUCAAGAAAUGCAAGUAUACAAUUGCAAUGCUAUCUGAUCCUUCAGCUGCUUUAUCGGUUGUGCUUGAUAAAGAUGGUGUUCUUGAUCAUAUUAAUGGAAAAGGUUACAUUGACAUGUCAACAGUGGAUGCUGAUACAUCCUCCAAGAUAUCUGAGGCUAUCAAAGCAAAAGGUGGUUACUUCCUUGAAGCUCCUGUUUCGGGUAGCAAGAAGCCUGCAGAAGAUGGCCAGCUGGUUAUACUUGCCGCAGGAGACAAGGUAUUUCUAAAUGUUAUUCUGUAAAUUGUUGAUAAAUAU
This is a messenger RNA of Vigna umbellata (rice bean), 555 nucleotides long. The record is from RefSeq and is a predicted model, not a curated record. NCBI's taxonomy places the organism in Eukaryota, Viridiplantae, Streptophyta, Magnoliopsida, Fabales, Fabaceae.